UACAGGCGCCAGAACAAACAAUGCGCGACCGGUUAAAUUAUAACCCCACACUUGGUAACAGGUGCGCCAUGAAUUGCCCAAUAGUAUAGCAGUUAACAGUUAAACGACAGUACAGGGCAGUCACACGGUCUGCACUGCCAGGUUUCAACAGGCAAAUAUGCAGUGAAGUAACGAGGGAUCGUCAUUGUAAACAAGGAAACAAUUGAAGUUGAGGUUUCUCGUUUUUGGAAGUAUUAAUAAAAAAAAUGAAGAAGCCGGUCGCUACUUGUUGCGGUGGAUACACCAAGUACCACAUCGCUACGUUUUUCCUCACCUACGUUUCGUACUGUUUUUAUAAUGCCGCGCGGAAGACGUUCAGUAACGUCAAGACGUCUGUUCGUCUCAGCUGGGCACCUCCUGAUGAGAACGAAACCCUACCCGAAGGCUAUUCAGACCAUGUGAUUGCCGACAACAUCGACCCUUUUCUUGAGAAUGCGGAUGAAGCUGAGGUGUUCUUCGGCAUUCUUGAUACCGUCUUCCUGGUCUCUUAUGCAAUUGGUCUCUAUGUCAGCGGAAUGCUGGGAGAUAGGCUUGAUCUCAGGAAGGUUCUGGGUGGUGGGAUGUGCCUAUCUGCGUUUGCUAUUUUUAUGUUUGGCUCCUUGAGUGAAUGGAUAAGUCUUUACAACAAGGCAUACUACAUCGUCUUCUGGAUACUCAACGGCCUACUGCAGGGCACCGGCUGGCCAGCAUUAAUUGCUAUCAUGGGAAAUUGGUUCACGGAAUCCAGGGGCUUGGUGUUUGGUCUGUGGACAUCCUGUCAGUCAGUGGGCAACAUUCUGGGCUCCAUUCUUGCAGCGUUAGUGGUGAAUCAAGGCUAUGAGUUUGCCUUCCUGACCACAGCUAGUAUUCUGUUUGUUGGUGGUAUCAUUAUGCUUCUUUUCGUCGUUCCAUCACCCAGUGAAUUAAAUUUACCAGGUUCUUUUAUGGGCCUGGGAGAAACAGAUGAAACUGAAUUGAAGAAAGAUUUCUUAUCCACAGGUUCAGAUGCUACUGAUGAAGACGAUGAUGAUGAUGAUGUACGCAGCACCGCCAGCGUGCAGAGACCUCAAGCCAUUGGUUUCUGUCAUGCCCUGAUACUACCUGGGGUAGCAUUGUUUGCACUUUGCUACGCCUGUCUGAAGCUGGUCAACUACGCCUUUUUCUUCUGGCUCCCUUACUACCUGAGUAACACCUUCCUAUGGACGGAAGUAGUGUCGGACCAGAUGUCCAUGUUCUACGAUAUUGGGGGAAUCAUUGGAGGUGUGUUUGGCGGUUUGAUAUCUGAUCGUAUAGGUGUACGCUCGCCAGUUGUUGUAGGGAUGCUGGUCUUUUCCUACGGUAUUCUAUUUGGAUACAGCUUUUGUCCUAACAGUUACAUUCUAAACGCUGUCCUGCUAACGUUGGUUGGCAUAUUCGUGAACGGCGUAGCCCACGUGAUCAGCUCUGUGGUAGCAGCUGAUCUGGGCCAGCAGGACGCCAUUAGGGGUUGCCGGGAGGCCCUCGCCACGGUAACGGGAAUCAUCGACGGGACAGGAACAAUGGGGGCUGCUGUAGGCCAGAUCAUCGUACCAGUUCUACAAAUGAACUACGGUUGGCCCUCUGUGUUCUACUUCUUGGCAAUUAUUUCGAUAAUUGGAACUUUUUUCAUCUUGCCAGUAUUUGUGAAGGAGCUAAAGAAAUUGCACAAUCGGUCAAAGUACCAUGAAAAGUAGGACUUGGUCUGUAAAAGCACCCAGAAUCUGAACAGUACUCUGCAGCAUAAGGUUUAAAGAUAUAUCGGAAUUAUUUAUUCAAUUUAAUAAUUUAGAUUUUCAGUGAUGCAGUGGGAAAAAUGAAUUCACUGAUGCAUGUGUACAGCAAUAGAAUAUUAGUUAUUAUGUGUAAGUAAUUUUUUUAUGUUUCAUUUACUCAAAUGUUCCUUUUUCCCCUUGUCUUCAACUUUUUCUACAGUCUUCUGUUGUUUGCUCGUACUUUGGUUUAUUUCUUGUUUUUAAUUUUGUAAAUGUCCGUUGCUUGGAUCGAUGCAUGUGUUUACUUCAGUGUAUCACUUUGAACCCUGUUUGUUUGUUUGUUGUUUGUUAGGUUGCUUGUUUGUUUGUUAUUUUUUUGCAACAAAGCCAAAGCAAUAGUGCCAUUAAUUGGACAUGAAAAGUAGAAUAUAUUAAUUCUUAAGUUGUAUGUAUUACAUGUUGUAUUGCAAAGAUAUGUUAAUUAUUUUGUUUUAUACAUGUAGUUGGGGGCCGUAUCAUAAGUCCGACGCCUCAUAGGUCCAACGUCUCAUAAGUCCGAAAUUUUUGACUUAUGAGGCGUCGGACUUAUGAGGCAUAAAUUCUCAUAGAUCCAAUGACUCAAAAGUCCGACGACUCAUAAGUCCGACAAUGGACAAACGCUGUUUCGGACUUAUGAGGCA
Messenger RNA from Patiria miniata (bat star), 2428 nucleotides. It is a transcript of the gene slc37a3, whose product is annotated as sugar phosphate exchanger 3-like. The record is from RefSeq and is a predicted model, not a curated record. Gene Ontology annotation, cellular component: endoplasmic reticulum membrane. Gene Ontology annotation, biological process: transmembrane transport. The coding region runs from base 246 to 1730 and encodes 494 amino acids. NCBI's taxonomy places the organism in Eukaryota, Metazoa, Echinodermata, Asteroidea, Valvatida, Asterinidae. Gene Ontology annotation, molecular function: transmembrane transporter activity. The transcript is spliced from 14 exons.